AUGAAAGCACAUUUUUGCCACAAGAACAAAAUGUCGGGCUGGCCGCCCCCUGGCCCAAACUCCUGGGCUGGACUGCAGGGGCCUCCAUACAGCUGGGACAGCAUGAACAGCACCAGGGACUCCCUCACCAACCAAGUGUCCCAGUGCAGCUCCCUGGAGGAGGUUCACCUGGACGGGGUCCCCCCCGCCCCCCGCCUGGUGGAGAUGAGACGGGACCCGGUCCUGGGCUUCGGCUUCGUGGCGGGCAGCGAGAAACCAGUGGUGGUCCGCUCGGUCACACCAGGUGGUCCAUCGGAGGGGAACCUGUUGCCAGGCGAUGAGAUCAUCCUGAUCAACGAUGAGCCCGUCAGCUCGGCUCCCAGGGAGCGAGUCAUCGACCUCGUCAGGAGCUGCAAAGAAUCCAUCGUGUUGACUGUCGUCCAACCGUAUCCUUCCCCUAAAUCAGCGUUCAUCAGUGCAGCCAAAAAAGCCAUGCUCAAGUCCAAUCCGGUCAAAGUGCGCUUUGCAGAGGAGGUCAUUAUAAACGGCCAGGUUCCAAACCUGGUGAAGGACAACUCCCUCCUGUUCAUGCCAAAUGUCCUGAAGGUCUACCUGGAGAACGGGCAGACCAAGUCUUUCCGCUUCGACAGCAGCACUUCCAUCAAGGACGUGAUCCUGACCCUGCAAGAGAAGCUGUCCAUCAAAGCCAUCGAGCACUUCUCCCUGGUGUUGGAGCACAGGACGGAGGGCUCUGGGAGCAAACUGCUUCUCCUGCAUGAACAGGAGAUGCUUACUCAGGUGACCCAGAGGCCCGGCUGCGACAAGAUGAAGUGUUUCUUCCGUCUCAGCUUCGUGCCGCGGGACCCCGUGGAGCUGCUCCGGAGAGACGCCGUGGCAUUUGAAUACCUCUAUGUGCAGAGUUGCAACGACGUGGUGUUGGAGCGCUUCGGCACGGAGCUGAAGUACGACGCCGCGCUGCGACUGGCUGCUCUGCAGAUGUACAUCCUCACCAUGACAACCAGACAGAGCCAGAAGGUGUCCCUGAAAUACAUCCAAAAGGAAUGGGGUCUCCCGCUGUUCCUGCCUCCCGUCGUGCUGUCCAGCAUGAAGGAGAAAAACAUCAAGAAGGCUCUGACGCACAUCCUCAAAACCAACCAGAACCUCGUGCCUCCCGGGAAAAAACUGACUGGGUUGCAGGCCAAGGUGCAUUACCUGAGGUACCUCAGCGAACUCCGGCUCUAUGGAGGGAGGGAGUUCAUGUCGAUACUUUUGCAAGGGGAGAAACAGACCGAGGUGACGCUGCUCGUGGGCCCACGUUACGGCAUCAGUCACGUCAUCAACAUCCGGACCAACCUCGUGGCCCUGUUGGCCGACUUCAGCCAUGUCAACCGCAUCGAGAUCCUCACUGAGGAUGAGGCCAACGUCCGACUGGAGCUGCAUGUUCUGGAUGUCAGGCCCAUCACACUGAUCAUGGAAGCCAGUGAUGCAAUGAACCUGGCCUGUCUAACAGCAGGCUACUACCGCCUCCUAGUGGACUCGAGGAGAUCUAUCUUCAGCAUGCCCCACAGCAACAGCUCUGGAGGGGAGGACACUGGUCAGGAUCGUGUCCUGGAAUGGCCGUACAGCACAUCUUUGGGGGACAACGAGGAGUCGUCACCCGGCCAAGGAGAGGUCUACAACAGGGACUCUGAGUAUUCCAACAACGGGCCGAGAGAAAACAGCGUCUCUCCUUACUUCCAUGAACCCCCAAACCCUGACAGAGACCUUGGGACACGUAGGAGUCCGGUGCCCCCUCCUCUUCCCCCCGCCACCAGACACAAACCUCAAGACUCUCCUCGGAGCGCCAAAGUGUCGUUCAUUUUUGGGGGGGACCCACCCUUGAACAAGUCUAAGAACGUGGGCUAUGAAAGACUGUCGGAGAGCCCUGAGGUCCCCGAGCACAGACCGCCCUACAUGCACAACAACACAGACUUUCGGCCACAGGACAGGGUGCCAUUUCAGUUUGGGGGUCUGACGCACGUCUAUAGUAACAUUAUAACUGAGGAAGGUGGUGAGGAGCCACUGCUAAGGGAUCUGUUUUAUCGCGACACGACGGACGACGCGGAGGACGACGACGAAGCUUCCUGCGAGGAAGACUCCACCGGGGGGACACCGGUGGGCGACGACGGAGGAGGCGGAGAUGAAAACCGUGGCAACCAGGGAGGAGGGUUGGCCACGGCGGCCGGCAAGGCUUCCUUCCUCGCGCUUUCCGGUUCCACCGAUGACAUCAUAGACCUGACGUCGCUUCCCCCUCCUGAGGGAGACGACAGCGUCGACGAGGAUGAAGACGACACGCUGCUGGAGACGCUGAACCUGGCGAUCGCGGCUCCUCCGCCGGGCUUUCAGGACAGUUCAGACGAGGACACAGCGCCCGAGGGAAGGCCGCUGAGCACGUGUGACAACGAUGAUAUCCCGGUGUCGUUAAUCGAUGCCGUCCUGACGCAUGGGGAGGGGGAAGGGGAAGGGAGCAGGGGAGGCGAGAGAAGGCUGGAGAAUGCAGUCAUGCAUACCCUACAAGCCCUGGAGGCUCUGUCCGUCUCUGAACAGAGGCCUCCGCCGCCACCACCCAACAGUAGAAAUCCAGGUGUUUAUGCGUCUCGAGGCCUCAGCCCCGAGUCGUCCUCAGAUUCUGGCAAUGAGACCAACUCCUCGGAGAUGACGGAAAUCUCUGAACUGGCUGCUACUCACAGACUCAAUGACAGCCACAUGCGCCUCCUGAUGGCCACAAGGGAAGGGUACCAACCUUUACUUGAGGAGAAAACUGAAUUCCCCGUCUCGCCCUGCACUGUAGGAACGAUACAGAAGAAACCCCGCAGUCCACAACGGUACCUUCAGCCUCCAGCUGUUCCCCCGAGACGGAGCCCCCUUUUGGACACCGCUUCGUCGUCAGGGUCCGACAGCUUGGUGGUGAGAUCCCAGACACAACUCUCGUCCACUCUCCAGCGCCCGAGUUCCACAACACCAGGAGGCAAGCAUCACAAAAAGUCAGCGGAUUCCAGCAGCAAGUACAACACCUUCAGCACAAGGGAAGGGCAUCGAGGUGAGAGCGGUGAGAGCAGUGGGAGCCGCGGCCAUCUUGAAAUGGACCAGCGCACUUCGUUCUGUGAGCGAGGGGAAAGUCAAAGGAGACAGAAUUCUUUUUUGGAGGAAAAUGCUGCGGCCGAGGGCGUUGGAAUGAACAGCCUCCCCCGCGACCAUCCCAGGAUCCCCCGCCCUCCUUCCAUUAACUCUGAGCGCCUGUUAGAUGUUGUCAACUUGGGGGACUGCGGUGUAGAUAAUGGAGCUGCAGCUGUUGAGCAAGAUGAGCAUCUGGUCGUAGCGUCAUUGCUAUCCCCAAACAAAAAAUCUAGAUCAGGGGGGUCCGACCAGGCCUCGGACAUACAAAAUGACCACCAGCCGAUCUCUAGACAGCAGAGUGUCGCACGGUUGUGUGAGUACCAUCUCGCCAAACGGAUUUCAAAUUUGCAAGGGGAAGCCCACAGUUCACAACAGGGUUCCCUGUGCUCAUCGCUGGAUGCUGGUGGCAGCACGAACAGUAGUGCCUGUGCCACCCCAACUGACUCACCCCUUGGCCCCGGUGCAGUUGAAUUAAAACACCACCAUUUGCAAAGGCAUCCACUCUCCAAUUCCUCCUCCUCUUUACUCAGGGUGCUAAACUAUGAGGAUAGCAAACCCGGAACCCCUCGCGGCACCCCUAGCCAGAGCACUCAGGGAAAGGACCUCCACCCUCAUGCAGACCCUGCCCUCCUUCGGAAAAUGCUGCCCAACAUUCACCCUCCCGCGGCUGGGGCAGAACCAGGCCGUCCCUCCUCAGCCACAUCGUCUAAGCAUAAAGAGACAACAGGUACUGGGAGCAAGAGGCCCCACAAUGAUCUGCAUGCUAAACAACAGGCCUGUUUUAAGGGGCUGAACCAGAAGGAAGGCAGUGAGGCCUACAGACAACUGAUUAACUAUCUAACAGUCAGCCAGAUGCAUCAGGGAGGGAAGCUGCACAGUGCAGGCAUGGGAGGGGCUGUAAAAAAGGACACCAGGCGCUUUAUCACGAGUAACCCUCAGCUUGUCGAAAUGGUAAAGAAUAGGGGGAACACCAUUGCUCGCUGCCCAUGUAUGCCUUCCUCCAUAUCAUCCCCAUUUCUCAGCCCAAAUGUAAACCCUAACGCGAACACCGUGCAGCUGGCAAAUAGAAAUCCUCACUCAUACCAUUCUGCCACACUUCCUGCCAAGAGAAGUUCUGACAUGCAUGCUCAGAUACGGAAUGACAGUCUAGAUUUCACUGCCGAGAGGAGAAGCUCCUUUUCUGGCCUGGAAAGCGAACUAGAGAGGAGUGGUAUGGACCCAGAGCACUUCCUGUCACUGUAUAAGAGAGAGGGCUGUAUCAGUCGUGACGGGGGAUUCAUUACGAGUGGAAACCGAGAGGUAGCGGGUAACUCUAACCGCCCCCCGUCUCGGUCAAGAAGCCAGCCUAGUAGCAGCACUGAGGACUGGUUCAGAUCAGACCCGAGGGCAAAGCAUGCAGUCCGUCAAUCUCCACAUUCUCGUCCUAAUGAUUCUCUUUGUUUCUCUGCCGCCCCCAGUGUGAGUGGUCAACGAUCAGACCUCAACACCAUCUCACUAGGAAGGGGAGACCACCCUUCAGCUUUUGUCAGGCAGACAUGUGCUGGCACUAGGGCUUGCAUUACAUCUCCAGCUCCCAACCCACAAUAUCCACCUCCUCCACCACCUCCCCCGCCUCCUCCGCCUCCUCUGUCUCUUCCCUCGCAAGCCAACGCUAGCUCCAGCAACUCAGGAUGCACACAGGAUGCCAUCCAUUGCAUCCAGUCCCGGCCAAAUCACAACCACAUUCAAGCUGUUGCCCCAACCCAACCCCAGACUCUCCCAGAUCCCUUCUGCAAUAGCCUGCAACGGGGCAGGGAGCUCAAACGCAGCUCCAGCAACGUGACCGCCAGUUCCGGGAGUGUGGAUGCUCUGUUUGAUAAGCCCACUCGAUGCCGGAGCCAGCAGCCCUUGUCACCAUCUGUGCCCCUGCAAGGUGAGACCAAAGUCCAACGGAGGCCGACAAGGAAGCGGCUCUCCAAGAGCUACUCCCAAGGCUCUGUGUCUUCCCACACAUGCUGGUCUACAGGCAGUCGGGACUGCAGAAGGGCGUCGGUGGCAUUUCCGUUGCAGAAAGACGUUAAACAAUUGAAGGGCUCUCAAAAACUGGACACCAGUCCCUGGAGAUGCAACGGGCCUUUUAGCUACUGUUUCUUCAAACGUAAGAGCGAGGGAGAGGAGGAUGAGAUUGAGUGGGAGAGGCCCAGACGAAGCCGCGAUAUGGAUAAUGGCUGUGCGGCUGCGUCAGCCAUAUCGCCCUGUGGCUCAGCCGUGGAUGUGGCUGGGGAGCAGCUGUAUGGGGAGGUCCUCAAUAACAUGAGCUUUAGUGACCGCCUCGCGCGAAUCAACGCACUCAAGGACCGCAUGUACUGCUUCCCUUCCGGCUUCGUUGACGUCCGCCGCGACGCCAGCGAGCUCAUUGCCCUGGUGAGGUCCAGCGUUGGUCGCUGCGAUCGCGGAGCCCAGAUGCCUCUUCAAGACGUGUCCCAGUUCAAGCAGCUCCUCUCGGUCGAGUCCAAAGAAUUGGGCCGGGCAUGCAGGAGGAUGGCGCAGGCCCACGGGAGUCCCGAGGAGAUGCUGCUAGCCGUAACGUGUAGCUUCCAGGUGCUGUGCUGUCUCUGCGAAGCCUGCAUGUGUCUGGUCAGGGGGCUCGGGGCCGCAGCCUCGUACCAACAGAGAGAGGUCGUGGCGAAGGUCGACGAGGUCGUCAUGAACUAUAUCUGUUUGCUCAAAGCGGCCGAGGCUGCCACCGUGGGAGCACCAGGGGAGCACAGCGUGAAGGCCCUGGUCCGCCACUCCAGCACCAUGUCGGCCAUUGCUAACGCACUCACCCGCUCCCUUAAAACGCUGCUUAGCAAGUAGAGGCUACUCUUUAUGCUUUAUAGUGUGGCCUACGCAGUCAGUAUUAGUCUGUCUUUAAGCAUCUCGUUACUUUUGUCUCUGCUGAAAAAGUCGUAUAUUUUUCAUAUAAGGUCUGAACGGUCUUCAUAUCAAAAUCAUUGUAGUGUAAGACACACAACUCAGAGCUGAACAAAACGAUGCUGAAAGGUAGUCCCAUCUGACUGCACUUGCUUUUUCUGAUGACAAUAUUGUAAUGUAUAUUUACAUAGCCAUACUGUCACAGACCUUUGUUAUGUGAUAUGCACCUAAUAGAUACCCUUUUACCUGUGCAUUAUGUAGCUUAUUUAAAAUAAUGUAAAUGUAUAUAAUGUACAUAAAUAUAAUAUAAAUAUAUUAUUUGCCGUAGCAGUUUGAAGAAGCCAUUGAGUGUUCAGCAUAAUUUGCUCCAAUUGUACAGGGCUGGAGUGAAUUCACAUUCAGUUCAAUCAGUUCAUUAAGUGCAGUUUUACUACAGAUAUUUAGAAUUUACCUGUAGAAAUAUAAGCAAAAAUGUGUCACUGUCUGUCCAGUGAGGGAGUUGUUGCUAUCAUUUUAUCCACAUGAUUCAAUCUGCCGGGUUGAAUUUCUGAAUGACUGUGUCAAGGUGAACUGAUUUCAAGACUGUUAUAUUAGAACGCGUUUGUUUGAGAUGUUGAAAAAUACAGGGACAUUAUCAUUGCACUGCAUUUACCACUGCUUCAUCAUUUACCGUAUAGGUUAUUUUCAGAUAAAAGUAAUACACAGUAAAUAAUAAACUAUCCCCCGAAAAAUAAAUAUCUAUAAUAGAUCUAUAAUAAUACGUUAA
Cyclopterus lumpus (lumpfish) is the source of this 6796-nucleotide messenger RNA. Its product is annotated as FERM and PDZ domain-containing protein 4-like. Gene Ontology annotation, cellular component: cytoskeleton. NCBI's taxonomy places the organism in Eukaryota, Metazoa, Chordata, Actinopteri, Perciformes, Cyclopteridae. Gene Ontology annotation, biological process: signal transduction. The coding region runs from base 1 to 5973 and encodes 1990 amino acids. Gene Ontology annotation, molecular function: protein binding. The record is from RefSeq and is a predicted model, not a curated record. The transcript has 16 exons.